CCACUCCUCUACUGUUGUGUUCUCGUUUCAGUUGCUCUUCUUUGCCAGCUGCUUUUUCGUCCAUCUCUCCCACAAAAAAGGAUUUGGCGGCUUCCCGGCUCCUUCCGGAAGCCCUCGAGGGUGUUCCUGAUGUGCAUCGGAAUUCAGGUGCCUCUCCUGGAGCGCAAUGCAGUGCUUCAGAAAACAGCCCAAACUCAGCAAAUCCCAGGAAAAUCUGCUAGUGGAAGAAAGCCGGAAAGUGGCCGCUUUGAACGGGCAAAGGCUGGGUUUACAAGAUGACCAUGACCUCAAGUUCCUGCUGCGGGGAAGUCAUCUCCUGAAAGUCAAGUCCAACUCCUGGAGAAGGGAGAGGUUUUACAAGCUCCAGGAAGACUGUAAGACCAUAUGGCAGGAAUCCAAGAAGAUGCUCCGAUCCCCCGAGUCACAGCUUUUCUCCAUUGAAGAAAUCCAGGAUGUCAGGCCAGGUCAUAAGACCGAAGGGAUGGAAAAAUAUGCCAAGGAUGUCCCUGAAGUCCGCUGCUUUUCUAUCAUCUUCAAAGACCAGAAGAAGAACCUGGACCUCAUCGCUGGCUCAGAAACUGAUGCAAAUCACUGGGUGUCUGGCCUGGGCAAAAUCAUUGCCAAAAGCAAUUCUAUGAGCCAGAGGCAGAAAUUACAACACUGGAUUCACGCCUGCCUGAGGAAAGCGGAUAAGAACAAGGAUAACAAAAUGAGCUUUAAGGAACUCAAAAAUUUCAUGAAGGAAGUCAACAUUCAGUUGGAUGACAGCUAUGCCCGGCAGAUCUUCGAGCAGUGUGACAAAUCCAAGACCGACACCUUGGAAGACGACGAGAUAGAGGACUUCUACAGGAUACUGACGGAGCGGAAGGAGAUUGACCGCAUCUUCUCUGAUCAUGCGAAGGACAAGCUGGUCAUGUCGCUGGACCACCUGGUGCGAUUCCUGCAACAGGAACAAUACGAGGAGGACGCUGGCCCUGAAUUGGCACUCUCUCUCAUUGAGCAAUAUGAGCCCAACGAGGCAGUCAAAAGUCAAAGGGCCAUGAGCAAAGAUGGCUUCCAGAUGUAUUUGCUGUCUGUGGACGGGAACGUUUUCAAUAAAACUCACCGCCAGGUCUACCAGGAUAUGACCCAACCACUCAGCCAUUAUUACAUAUCUUCUUCACAUAAUACCUACCUCAUGGAGGACCAGCUAACAGGGCCCAGCAGUACUGAAGCCUACAUCAGAGCCUUGACGAAAGGUUGCCGAUGUGUGGAGCUCGAUUGCUGGAACGGCCCGAAUUCAGAGCCGGUCAUCUACCACGGUUACACGUUUACCUCCAAGAUCCUCUUCUGCGACGCCAUCAAAGCCAUCAAGAACUAUGCUUUCAAAAUCUCUCCGUAUCCCGUCAUCAUAUCCCUGGAGAACCACUGUAGCCUUGAUCAGCAGGAGACUAUGGCACGCCACUUGCACUCCAUUUUGAAAGACAUGUUGCUGGUGGCACCAGUUGAUUCCCAAGCAAACAACUUACCUUCCCCAGAGCAAUUAAAAGGGAAAAUUCUUGUGAAAGGAAAGAAGUUAAGCCCAGAAACAGAAGAGGUUUCAGAUGAGGAUGAAGCAGCUGAAAUGGAAGACGAAAAUGUGAAGCGUGAGGUAGAAAAGAAGAAAAUGACCGACAAGUUAAAGCUCGCAAAGGACCUGUCGGAUACUGUCGUCUACUGCAAAAGUGUCCACUUUCAGGGAUUUGCAGACACAAAGUCCCAGCCUUACGAUGAGAUGUCCUCUUUCAGUGAAGGCAAAGCUGUUAAACUGACUCAGGAAUCAGGAAUUGACUUCAUCCAUCAUAACGUCCAGCAUCUGAGCAGGAUCUAUCCAGCCGGAUGGAGGACAGAUUCAUCCAACUAUAACCCUGUCGAGAUGUGGAACAUGGGUUGCCAGAUAGUUGCCUUGAAUUUCCAGUCUAGGAGCUCGGAAAUGGAUGUCCACCAAGGCCGAUUCCAAGAAAAUGGAUUCUGUGGCUAUGUCCUAAAGCCAGAAUUUCUUCGAGAUGAACAGACCAAAUUCAACCCCAAGUCCAUCACUGAAGGGCCGUGGUGGAACCCUAAGAAAUUCCAGGUCAAGAUCAUUUCUGGCCAACAGCUGCCGAAGGUCAACAAAAGCAAAAAUUCCAUUGUGGAUCCAAGGGUGAUUGUGGAGAUCCACGGUGUCCAAAGGGACAACAGGAAGAAGCAAACCAAAGUAAUUGAUAAUAAUGGCUUUAACCCAACCUGGAAUGAAACCUUUGAGUUUGAAGUCGACGUACCCCAACUCGCCCUGGUCCGUUUCAUGGUGGAAGAUUUUGACGCCUCAACGAAAAAUGAUUUCAUCGGGCAGUUCACCGCCCCCUUCACGAGUCUGAAGCAAGGCUACCGCCACAUUCACCUUCUGACGAAGAACGGAGAUCAAUACCCAUCCGCCACGCUCUUUGUGCAUAUCAAUAUUUGCGACAAUUACUAAAAAAAGAAACAGACUUCAGGGACUGCUCAAGGAACCUCUUUUUACAAUUCCAGAUUGACUUUUGGUCCCCACAGCCUGCAGAGGAAAGUUCAACUCUCUGGAGGGCAUGUCGUGGGCCAAGCCGUUCCUUCUGCAGCUGGCUGAAUAUCUACGCUGGAAAAGAGCUGCAAAAGAUUAGCUUUUAAGGAUGGUGCAUUAAUUGUUAAUCCUAGUUGCUUUUCUAGGGCAAGAAAAGAGAGGAUUUUGAGAGUUGCAGAGGAGCAUCCAGGGGAAGAUAAGAAGAGGGCUCAUCUUGGUUUUAGCUCUGCAGGAUCAAAACCGUGGCCUUCCAGAUCACAAAUCUCAGGAGCUCUCACGGGUGUUGUAGAAGUGGCAGUACUAAGAGUAUAGACAUUUUUAGGUCCAUUUUAAUGCCAUCUGAACUGAAUUUGCACUUCCCCAAGUUUUGUGUUGACAUCUACAACACUGCAAAGGCCAGUGGGGAAAACAUGCCCACUGAUGUGUUCUGUGAAGGACCCUUGCUUUAUAAAAGGUGGGUGGCCGAAGGAAGAAGGUGUUAGGGGAAGUAUGAACAAAAACACCUACGUUGUUUUAAUGCUAACUUAAGACAUUUGCAGGCUCUUGCAAAAAUAGCAAUAACUGACCCUCAGAUGGGGAAAAUGAGAAAAGGAGCCAACUCAGAUUUGAUACCUAGGUGUGAUCCUAGGAUCUACCUGUGGGGUGAUCAAAUGCCUUUGCUUCUGGAUCUAUGUUGCUAAUCCUCAUUGCUGCUAAGAUCGAUCUAAGAUUUAUUAAUUGUAUUUCAUUAUUUUGCCAGGACAGCACAGAUGUUGUGUCUGGGAGAGUUAGACAUUCAAUAAAUAAUAGGCGCAUGUGUCAGAUCCACCUUGGUCUGGUUGCUCCAGAACUCCAAAAUGCUACAGCCGGUGAUGUUGUGGCCUUCAGGCCCCAAUCAAAAAAGAAUAAAUCUGUUAUCACUUGCAUAACAUUCAGGAUUAAGAAGGAAGUUAUGGGGUCCAGUGACAGAAAGGUCUUCCCUUAGGUAGAAAUGUUUGAGCAGCCCACUUUUCAUAACCCCAAUCAUGAUGUCUUGGAUGGGGAAUGAGAUACUGAAAGCACUAGAAGAAGACUUCUUAGUUGCCCUGAGAUGUUCUUUGUCAUUCAGCCUCUAAUCCUGGACAUUUGCUGAGUUUCUUUCACUGGUUGAUCUGGCCCAGCAGCUGGUGGGUCUUUUGUGGGAAAGACCAAAAAGACUUUUGCAAUUCAUGGCAAUCUAUUUCAAGUUAGGGGAAGGAUGUUGUUUUUCUUCAAUCUUAUCCUUUCCCUUGGCACGCACAUUCCCCAUGGAUUUGUCUGAAAUAGGGCAAGGGUCUUCUUCAGUGAAAAGGCAUUUAAGGUUGCAAAUAUUGACACACUCAACAAAACAACCAAAUUAUGAGGAUUUUGUUAAAAAUCCGAUUUUAACCAAGUGUAAACUGGAAAAUUUUGGACAAGAUUUACAGAAAAUUGGGCACACUUCUUUCCCACAUAAUCUCUAAACUAGUGUUUCUCAACCUUGGCAGCUUGAAGAUGUGUGGAGUUC
Messenger RNA from Python bivittatus (Burmese python), 4055 nucleotides. RefSeq names its product phospholipase C delta 1 (gene PLCD1). Lineage: Eukaryota; Metazoa; Chordata; Lepidosauria; Squamata; Pythonidae. Gene Ontology annotation, biological process: intracellular signal transduction; lipid metabolic process. The record is from RefSeq and is a predicted model, not a curated record. Gene Ontology annotation, cellular component: plasma membrane. Gene Ontology annotation, molecular function: phosphatidylinositol-4,5-bisphosphate phospholipase C activity; calcium ion binding.